Formica exsecta is the source of this 2825-nucleotide messenger RNA. Its product is annotated as RNA/RNP complex-1-interacting phosphatase-like. Bases 376 to 1617 code for a protein of 413 amino acids. Gene Ontology annotation, biological process: protein dephosphorylation. The transcript has 10 exons. NCBI's taxonomy places the organism in Eukaryota, Metazoa, Arthropoda, Insecta, Hymenoptera, Formicidae. Gene Ontology annotation, molecular function: polynucleotide 5'-phosphatase activity; protein tyrosine/serine/threonine phosphatase activity. The record is from RefSeq and is a predicted model, not a curated record.
UGAUAUUAAUUACAGCGACUUAUUUCGAUAUUCACGAUACUCGAACGCAAUUAAAUUUGCAUCACAAACGUCUCGAUGCGACCGUUAUAUGGCGCGUAAAUCUCCAAUUUUCAAUUCCGUUAAAACUGGUCCGAUUCCGAGAUUCCAAUAUCACAGAACUAUAUUCAAUUCGUAUUAGUAUAUACAAAUUCGGAAUCUCCGAAUCGGACUACGGUGUUCUAGCGGAAUCGGAAAUUAAGUAUCGCGUAUAAUCAUUUGUAGCGUCGGGAUAUUUGAUAUAAUCGCGAUCGAAUAACGCGAAUAUCGAAAGAACAAUUAAUUGACCACUUGUUAUGCCAUUUCUUUCGCGGGAAGAUUUUUGAGUGAGCGGCAAAUAUGUCGAAUUCGGUGCCGGACAGGUGGUUAGAGUACAAACCUUUUGGUAAUGUGAUCGAGGGCACCAAUCUUUUAGCAUUCAAAGUUCCGUUGAAAGACGCUAUAGCGAAGAAUCUACAGCCGCAGGAACGAUUUACGACGACAAUAUUGCUGGAAUCGUUUCCCCGUCUCAAGUAUAUCAUCGAUCUGACAAACACGUGUCGCUACUAUGAUAAAAAGGAAUUUACAAAUGCUGGUGUUAAAUACGAGAAGAUUGCUAUACCAGGAAGAAAAGUGCCGCCUAUGGAUUUAAUUAAAGAAUUCUUUAAAGUGAUGGACGAUUUCAUGGCAACAUGCGGUGAAGGUGAACUUAUAGGAGUCCAUUGCACACACGGUGUGAAUCGUACCGGUUAUCUAAUUUGUAGAUAUCUCAUUCAACAGCUAGGCUGGGUAAUUCAAGAUUCUUUAAAAGCUUUUGGGGACGCACGCGGAUAUCCCAUCGAACGCGACAUUUAUCUCACCGCAUUGAAAGAGCUUCAAUGCGGUAAAAGGAUCGAUACGAGCAAAGUCGUUUUGAGGUCGAAGAGUCCUACCGCAGUUCCAACCAAGAGGAAUUCACGCUUGUCAUUUAAAAACCUGGCAGGUCGAUCGAUGGGACCGUCGGGAUACGCGAUGUCUCGUCGAAGUUUCGCGAACGGCGGUCCGUUUUCACCUCAGAGAUUCGCGGGCCCCCCGCCGGGAUUUGGACCGAUGCCUCCUCCGCUUGGUAUGCCCCCUAUUCCGCCACCCAUGGGCCCACCGCUUUACGGGCCUAGGCCGUUCAGGUACGGACCGCCGCCGAUGCGUCCGGCGAUGCCGCCGACCCCGCCCGGACCGGGUUUCCCGCAUCCUGGUUUUCCGCCGCGUAUGCCAGGUCUGCCGAGAAUGGCGGGUCCACCGCGAUUGCCGGUCGGUCCAGCUGCACGAUUACCGCCGCCGAAGAUGCCGCCGCCAAAGAUGCCGCCGCCGCCACCGCCACCUCUGCCUUCCAGAACGGCUAAGCAGCUCCAUGGGCAGAAAAAAAAGCACCAAAUUAGAAACGGUAUCAUGGAGCGCGCAAUAAAUAUUCGCUUAAGGCGAAAUGGACCGGCCAGCAGAAUCAUGCCUAAAGUACAUAAAGAGCAGGACUUCACCGUGGAUACGUUUGAGGAAAAUUUACUUACGACUUCGAUUACCACGCAAUCACGACGGCAAACGAAGGGACGAUUUAAUCAAACCAAGUGACCAUGUAUUCGUUAGGAAUACGAUGAUACUUAAACGUACGAUUUUCCGUGUAACAUUAAUGCUCAGAUUGACAAAUCUGCAAAGAACUUUGUGACGAGCGGCAAAGAUGCUGCUUUUUGUGACAAGUAUGAUAUGGUCGUCGUAUGAUUCAAUUUGCGCGACGAAUUGAUUAUUGUUUAAUUUGGACAAAGUUCGAACAGAUCCGAAUUGUGUGUGAACUGUAACGUGCUACAUCUACUCGAUAUCACUAACACGUAUACUUCUUGCUAAGAUUUUUUAUUUUACUUUGUAUUUUAUAUGAGUCAUUGAUGAGUGAACACACUUUGUCGGAAAUCUUAUGACUAGUAGUACUACUUUAUUUUAUGAUUUACGUACAUAUAUACACAUAUAUACUUAUGACGCGCGCGCGCGCGUUCAUGUAUAUGGAUGCAUAUAUGUAUAUGUAUGUUGUGUGCAAACUUUUUGUAAAAUCAACGUUCCCAAAAAAAGUAUGUUCGUAGAUCAGUGUUUUAUAAAAAGCUGUUCUAUAAAGAUAAUAAAUAUUAGUAUGUGCAUAUGUGCAUGCAUAUACUAUUUAUAAACGAUGUUAUUAAUCCUUUAACAUAUGAAUUUACACGCAUAUCGAGACACAUUUAAUAAAAAAAGCAACAUGCGCGUAAAUUUUAUAUGUUAAGUUAUUAAUAACCGUGUUUACAUUUAAUUUUUAUUUUAUUAGCUGAUUAAAUUACAUACUUUCAAUUAUUUUAAAAUUGAUUAGGAUUAUUUGUUAGAGAGAGACAUUCAGCAUCAUGAGAUUGCAACAGAAGUUCGCUGGGAAUAUUUGUUAUCUUGUUUAUAUGCAAUCUUUAUUCUCAAUGGGAAAGUGAAAUAUUACGUAUAGAAAGAAUUUAUGUUUCACUGCUUACGACUCACUUUAAAGUUACUAUACUAUAAAUGGUAUAAUAUAUCUAUAAAUUAAGUAUCAUUUUAUGUCUUUAAUUUUUUAUGAGAUCCGACAUUAUUAAGAAUAUUCAGUUUAAAUAUUUGAUAUUUUUGGUUUAUUUUAUGCAAAUUGCAAAUCCGCACACAUCAUUAUUUAAGUCAAUUAGUGAAUUGUCAAAAAAUCAAAAGAUAUGGAAACAGAAUGGACACAGUAGAACAGACAGUAACUCUAUGUACAAUUUUAAAUAAAAUGUGUGCAUUUAGAUAUAAGAGAUAUGCACUAUAAU